AUGAUAUGGCACAAGAAAAAUCCCUUUAAAGUUUCAUUCUUUCUCUGGAGGUUGCUGAAACACAAAGUAGCUGUUGACCUUAACUUGGGGAAAUUUGGCAUCAACAUCCCUUCUAUGUGUUCUUGUUGCAUCAGUCAUAAAGAGGAAUCUGAGGAGCACCUAUUCUUUGAUAGUAUGAUCGGCAACAAUAACUGGAAGUAUUUCAAUCAAGUGUUUGGCAUCAGUAGUGGUCCGGCUAAUCUAAGACAUCUUAUGAUCACUUGGUGGCUGACAAAAGGUAAAAAUGACAUUCAAAAAAUAGCUCUUCAAAUUCUUCCUGGAAUUAUUGUAUGGCAGGUAUGGAAAGCAAGAUGUAAGAGCAGAUUUGAGAAUGUAAAAAUGCAUCAUAACAGGAUUAUCCCUCAAAUUUGUCAACAACUUAUUAUCAUUAUCCACAAGCAAAUUCCCAGGAUCCCUCCUUUGCUUGAUUGGGAAGUUUUUCAAAAAGUGAUGGAGUUUGCUAAGGAGUAA
This is a messenger RNA of Lycium ferocissimum, 510 nucleotides long. RefSeq lists its product as uncharacterized. Lineage: Eukaryota; Viridiplantae; Streptophyta; Magnoliopsida; Solanales; Solanaceae. The transcript has a single exon. Bases 1 to 510 code for a protein of 169 amino acids. The record is from RefSeq and is a predicted model, not a curated record.